Nasonia vitripennis (jewel wasp) is the source of this 2464-nucleotide messenger RNA. RefSeq names its product neprilysin-2. The transcript has 10 exons. Gene Ontology annotation, molecular function: metalloendopeptidase activity. NCBI's taxonomy places the organism in Eukaryota, Metazoa, Arthropoda, Insecta, Hymenoptera, Pteromalidae. The coding region runs from base 138 to 2366 and encodes 742 amino acids. Gene Ontology annotation, cellular component: plasma membrane. Gene Ontology annotation, biological process: protein processing. The record is from RefSeq and is a predicted model, not a curated record.
GCACAUGUAACGUUCUUUUAUAUUCAUAGCACGUGCGUAUCUGUACAGUAAAUGUCUUUAAAAUACACGACUACGUGCGGUUGAGCGGGCUUCAUAUUUACAGUGAAAAUACAAACUGUAAGCCCUAUUCACGUAGUAUGGCUUAUAACAAAAGAAAUUCAAGAUGUGCAUUUACAUUUUCACGUGGUACAUACCUAUACAUAAUCCUUAUUUUACAUUUAUUAUUGCUUGGAGCAUGUAUGGAAAUAAAAACUGCUCCACGAGAUGACGACUCAACAAGCCCAACAGAUGAUAAUAAUAGAACAGUUACAAAGCAACAAAUAUGCAUGUCGAAGGGAUGCAUACACGCAGCUCGAAUAAUUCGGGAAAGUAUAAAUGAGGCAGCCGACCCUUGCGAUGAUUUCUACGACUUUGCUUGCGGUGGAUUCAUUCGAAAAGCGAUGAUACCGCCUAAAAAGCACUCCGAUACCCGUUUACUCCGUCUACGCGACAAAGUUAUGAACGAAGUCAAAAAAGCUCUUGAAGAAAAAAUUCAACCAGACGAACCGCGAAUGUUUACUUCGGUGAAAAAGUUUUUCCAAGCUUGUACGGACUUACGUACGAUCGAAAACAAUGGAUUGGUGCCUCUUAGGAAUAUUUUGGACCAUCUCGGGGGUUGGCCAGUGCUGGCCGGAGACACUUGGGCUGAGGACGAGUUCAGCUGGCACAAGACCGACUGUAGACUUCAAAAAUUAGGCUACAUGCCCAAGUACAUUUUCCAGACGUUCGUCAGGAAUGACAUCUACAAUGCGACCAGAAAUUUGUUUUACAUCGACAACAUGAUUCCGUUCAUCAAUUCAGCGGCUUUGAGAAAGGGAAAUCGCAGCUCCCUUGUUGUGCAUUAUUACCAUUACAUGAUCGAAAUAGCCACAUUUCUCGGCGCGAAUACUAAUCGCGCAGCUGCAGAACUGAAAGAGAGUCUCGAUUUUGAGAUCAAGCUUGCACAAGCAAUGACGACGAACAACAAAAAAUUUAGAAGUAUCAAAAUCAACUCGACCGACCAACUAUCGCAGAUCAUGCCCAAAGUCCCCUGGGACGAAUACGUCAACUGCUUAACCGAGCCAACGAUUCACAUCAACAAGACUGACAAUGUACUUCGAGUCCAUAAGAUCAAUUAUAUGUUCAAGAUCAGACAAUUUCUGAACAGUACUCCCAAACGAGUCCUUGCAAACUAUAUGAUUUGGAGAGUCAUCGCCGACACCAUUCCACAUUUGCCCCACCGCAUCAAUAAAAUCGAAAGAAGGUUCAGAAGAUUGUCCGCUAAUAAUGGGGUCAAAAUGAUCCGCUGGAAGCAGUGCCUAAAUUGGCUCAGUGAUGAGAAGCACGGAUUGCCGGUCGGGCUGAGCACUCUUUACGUCAGAAAAUAUUUCAACACUUCCACAAAGCAAGCGAUCGAGCCGGUUUUGAAUACCAUUGUGGACGAAUUCAAAUUACUCGUGAACGAGUCUUCAUGGCUGGACAGCUCAUCGUUAAAGACUGCGAUAAGGAAAAUCGAACUGAUGAAGCAGAUCAUUGGCUAUCCUAAUCAACUGCUGAACGACUCGACGCUUGACCAUUACACUCGGAGUUUGGAAAUGAACUCCAGCACGCAUCUGCAGAACAUCCUGAACUUGAAUCGUUUUCACUUCGGGUAUUCAGUGGAGAAUCUGAUGAAGCCUAGUAACGAGAUGUUUUGGACUGUUGUAUCACCUGCGACGACGAUCAACGCCUACUAUAUCAAAAUCGACAAUGCUUUCACUAUACUGGCUGGUCUCCUACAGCCUCCGAUAUUCAACUACAACUGGCCGUACAAUGCCAGGUUCGGCAGUAUCGGUAUGAUACUGGCUCACGAGAUAAUGCACGCUUACGAUUCCUCCAACGUACUGUUUGACGAAACCGGUAGUUACCGUCCCUGGUUUACAAAACCGGUGCAAAAGCAAUACGAGAACAGAGUCCAGUGUCUGAUCGACCAGUACGGCAACUAUACGGACCAAUUAUUGAAUUUAGAGGUUGACGGCAUACUGACCAGGAACGAGAACCAAGGCGACAACGUGGGAAUAAAGGUGUCUUACAACGCGUACAAGACCUGGACGAAGCACAUCCAAAACGAGCCAAAGCUUCCUGGUCUGAAGUACACACCCGAGCAGAUCUUCUGGAUCUCAUCCGUCAACUUCCUCUGCGGCAAACACAAAGAAUCUUACAGGAUGCAGGUCCUCCUGACGGAGUCCCACACCCUCAGCCACUUCCGCGUUCAAGGAGCUCUAUCGAACAUGCCAGAAUUCGCCACCGCCUUCAACUGCCCCGUCGGUUCGACCAUGAACCCCGUGAAGAGAUGUCAAUUCUGGUAACGUCGCCUCGUAUCAACGUACCACCUUUUUUUCAUCUUUUGUAUAAAACAACAAUGCGUAUCGCUUGAUUUUAAUAAAAACGGCUUCGAAAUCGACAA